Messenger RNA from Adineta steineri, 537 nucleotides. NCBI's taxonomy places the organism in Eukaryota, Metazoa, Rotifera, Eurotatoria, Adinetida, Adinetidae. The record is from the annotation of a GenBank genome assembly.
AUGACAAUCUUACCUACGAAUAUAUCUUUCAAUACAACUCAAACUGAACAAAUAUUUGCAUAUGAUACAAAUGGUGCUAUAAUAUAUGUAAUUGGAGUUAUAGUAUGGUAUGCUAUUGGAUUUGGUCUUAUACUUAUUGAUGAUAUUAAUCCUCAACCAAAUCAUUCUGGUUUACGUAAACAUGUAAGUUUCUAUGAAACAGUUACUGAUUUACAUGAACAACAAAUGCGAAAUGAGAUAUUAGUUGAACUAAAAGAUAAAGAUAGACGAGCAAAAUUAUGGCAAAUUUAUUAUGGUACAGAAAAGAGUCAUCCAGUAAUGAUACAAAAAGAUAUUGAAGCUAUUGAAUUAAUAACAAAACAAUUAGAUGAAUUAAAUGAACGACGUCGAUUACUUCGAUAUACGUUGAACGAAAUAAGUGUUGAAGAACCAGAUGCAGUACAUAUUCAUGAUGACAGUGAUUCUGAAAGUGUUCAAGAUUUUCAAAUGAUAAAUCAAAAGAAAGCAAAUGAACGUUUAAAAUCAUAUUUUAAAUAA